GUAGAGAUUCCNGAUGAAUACAGCAUUUUUCUUCUUGGUUAUCGCUUUUUCGAGAGCUUUUUCAACUGAUAUCCCUUCAAAUCCGUUGUCUGAUGAUUUCAUUGACUACAUCAACAGCCAGCAAAGUACAUGGAGAGCUGGCAAAAAUUUUGACGAGAGCACCCCAACAUUGCAUAUCCAGAGUUUACUUGGAUCGCGCACAUCUCCAAAAGCGAAGUCAUUGAAAACUCGCGUACACACUGAAGACGUUGAAAUUCCAGAAUCGUUCGAUGCACGAGAAAAUUGGCCUGAAUGUGAAAUAAUUAGAGUCAUCAAGGAUCAAUCCGCAUGCGGUUCUUGUUGGGCUGUUUCAGCAACUUCCGUCAUGAGUGAUAGGAUUUGCAUACAUUCCAAUGGAAAGAAGCAAACAUACGUUUCGGACGAAGAUUUACUCUCCUGCUGUUUAGUUUGUGGCAUGGGAUGUUCGGGGGGAGAUCCCUCUCUAGCAUGGUACUAUUGGAAUGUACAUGGUAUUUCUUCAGGAGGACCUUAUAAUUCUACCACGGUGUUUACCAACAUGUGGUUGGAAAAGCUUUAGCUGGGCACGCUGUGAGAAUCUUAGGAUGGGGAGUUGAAAAGGGGACACCGUACUGGUUGGUUGCAAACUCCUGGAAUGAAAACUGGGGUGACAAGGGUUCAUUCAAGAUAAUCAGAGGAAAAAAUGAAUGUGGAAUCGAAUUUGCCAUAAAUGUAGCUCUGCCCAAAUUGACAAAAAGCGAUUCAUAGAGAUGUUUUGGAAGCAUGUAUUUAGUGAGAUUUUUUCAAAUAAAGUAAACCGCAAUAUAACAUU
This is a messenger RNA of Leptinotarsa decemlineata (Colorado potato beetle), 829 nucleotides long. RefSeq names its product cathepsin B. Gene Ontology annotation, biological process: proteolysis; regulation of catalytic activity. Gene Ontology annotation, molecular function: cysteine-type endopeptidase activity. Lineage: Eukaryota; Metazoa; Arthropoda; Insecta; Coleoptera; Chrysomelidae. The record is from RefSeq and is a predicted model, not a curated record.